AUGAUUUCUAAGGAUGUCAUCCAGUCUAUCUUAGGAAACGUAGAAGAUGUUUUGGAUCUAAUAGACGAAAGAUUAGACCAAUUUCUAUUUCAUCGCGUGUAUUUCGAUCGAACGCCAGUAUGUUAUCGAUUCCUUUUUACAUGUUCUAAUCCUUGUCUCGAUUGGAGAGAUAUAUGUGAUCUAGAAUGGGAUUGUAAUGAGGGAGAAGACGAACGCCAUUGUGAACAUUUAGAAAUAAACACGUGUAAUAAUAUUACAGAAUAUCGUUGUAGAAAUUCAUUGUGUAUUGAUCGUCAAUUUCUCUUAGAUGGUCAACCAGAUUGUUUGGAUGCAACUGAUGAACAGAAUAGUGUUAUAUCUAAAACGCAGGAUAAUUACUUAUUAUGUAAUUCAUUUGCAAAUAGAUUCUAUCCAUAUGAAACAAAAUCUUAUUUGAUGUACAAUGAGAGUGGUCCAUGUAAAUGUUAUGCAUAUUUUCCUACUAACCGCACAGACGAAUGUAUUGACACCAUCAAAUGUGCUAUUUUUGAUGAAAAUUAUGAAUGUAUUAUUAAAUAUAAUCGAACGUUCUCUUACUUAAUUAAUCAAUGUUUUUCUGCCGAUAAAAGACAUCUAUAUUCUAAAUCUUAUUUUUUAUCACCGAUUGUUAAAACAUAUUAUCUACAUGAACAAUUUCUUACUGAUGAUUUCACUGAAAUCUAUCGACCGGGUCUUAUCUGCUUGGAGGGGAAAUUUAAAUGUAGAGGAAUUGAAAUUCGAUACUACAAUAAUGAUAAAUAUUGUUUUAAUUAUUCUGAUAUUUAUGAGAACAAUACGUAUCCAUUUUUACCAUUUGAAUUUCUAUUUUGUCAAAAUCAAACGCAUAAUCAUCCGUCCUAUUGCAAUGAUACGAAGAAUUUCUACAUAUGUCCUGUGUCUGGUGAAUGUAUUUCAAAUUAUCGCCUACACGAUGGUUUUACCGAUUGUAUCGAUGGUUCCGAUGAAAGAUAUACGUCGCACAACAAUUUGGAUUCAUAUUUUACUCGAGAUCGAUUUCAUUGCGAAAUAAAUACUGAACAAACAAUCAUGUUCUAUUUUGUCGGUAAGAAAUGUGGUGAUCCCAAAUUUUUCUCUCACUGUAAUGUAUUGAAAGAAAAUUUUACCUUAAAAGUUUUAGUACCAUUUGACCAUCUCUGUAAUUCGAUAUGGGAUUUUCGAAACGGUUUAGAUGAAAUCGAUUGUCUAGAAUGGAUUUGUGAAACAGACUGGUAUAAAUCAAGUUCGCGCUUAGAUUCUACUAACAGAUGGACUGGUAAUUGUGUACACAGGAAGUCGUUUAAAGAUAAACAAUUUGAUUUUCCAGAUGGAAGUGAUGAAAUUUGCACAGUCAAACAAAUGAGGUUAAAAAAAUGUAACAACUGCUCACAUCCACAUCACCCAUUGCUGAAAUGUUCUGAUGUAACGACGAUAAACAAUGAACUGCCAUGUACAAUAUUUGCUAACGAUGUGAUCGAGUGUUUAGGUGGUAUUGAUGAACGAAUGACGUAUGCUUGCUCAGAUGGCCUUCCAUUGGAUAAUCGUUUUCUUUGUCAACAUGAUUUGAAGUGUAUUGAACAAAUAUAUUUGUGUGAUAAUAUUCGACAUUGCUCAAAUGGUGAAGAUGAAUCUUUUGAAUUAUGUGGCACCAAUAACUGUGGACAAGGUGAAUUCGAUUGCCAAGAAAAUUCAACGAGAUGUAUUCCCAAUACAUGGAGAUGUGAUAAUGAAAAUGAUUGCAUAGAAAAUGAACGAGAUGAAAAAUUAUGUAUUGUGAAAAGAGUUAACAAAAACUAUAAGUCAAUACGGGAACCAUUAAUAGUUGAACCCAAACCUCGUUCUGUAUUAAAGUUACGUUCAAAUCAUCAAUCAUUGAAAAAAGUAAAAGAAAAAUAUGAUAUUAAACACGCGAAUGAGUUUAUCCACAAAUGUAAUUCGGGUGUACCGGUAAUGCGUUUGAACGAAGAAAAAUGUCUAUGUCCGGCACAUGUUCAUGGUGAUUUAUGUCAAUAUUAUUCACAUCAUUUAACAGUUGUAUUUGAAUUGAAUAUUACUUCCAGUAAGAAUCAACUACAACAACUAACUCCAGUUGUUAAAAUUGGAAUUUUAUUGAACUACAAAGAUAAGAUAAAUGAUCAUCUUUUUUUAACACGAAAUAUUCUUAAUCGAAAUACAGUAUAUAGAAAAAAUCGUUUGUAUCUAAAUUAUCCAUUUAAACAAGUAGAUAAAGUUUAUGACGAGGCAUUCUUCAACAAUUAUAAAGUUCAAUUUCUAUUAUACAAUCUAUAUGAAAGGAAUGUUUCAUUAUUUGCGGUAUGGCAAUACAAUAUCAAAUUUCCGUUUCUACCGGCAUAUCGAUUAGCCACAGUAUUGAAUCUCGACCUAAAAUACCAAAAUAAAAAAAUAUGUGCACAACAUGCAUGCAGCAUACAUGGUCAAUGCUAUGUAAUACAAAACAAUGAAAGUUUGUAUUAUUGUUCAUGUGAUUAUGGAUAUAGCGGUCAAUUCUGUAAUGAAACGCAUGAUCAAUGUAAUAAUUGUACAAAUAAUAGUUUAUGUUUACCAACUUAUUCUAAUCAAUAUUUUUAUUGCGUCUGUCCGCUUUAUCAGUUUGGUUUAACAUGCCAUUUAGAAGUAGAACAGUGUGAUGAGUAUCUGUGUGAGAACAAUGGUACAUGUUUAACAUGGAUAGAUGAAUAUCAUCAAGAAAAAAUUUCUUGUUUGUGUCAUGCAGAAUAUUUUGGUCAAUAUUGUGAAGACGUGGCUGUCUCUUUAUCAUUAAUAUUGGAAGAUGACGGCGGGGAUGAUUUAAUAAAAAUAUUGCAAAUGAUGGAUACGCUUAACAAUGGACUAUUGAUUGUUAGUCAACAAAUAUUGAAUAAUUUAAAAUUAGUAGAUAAUAAUACUUAUCUCAUCAAUUAUGGUAAAUCUACACUGUCAGAAAUUGUUCUUUUGAAAACAUAUUCUAUGAAUCAACAACAAGCAAAUAUGUACUUAGUAUAUUAUAACCUUAAUAUGAAGCCACUUACAAUCAUUAACAACAAAACAAAGUGUUCAAAUACAAAUGAAUUAAAUUUAAUACCAAAUUCAUAUACAUUUAUUAAUGAUAUAUUCACCGUGUUAAAAAAAUACCAACGACCAUGUCAAAUUCCAAACCAAAUCUCAUGUUUUUAUGAUCUGAAUAUAUCGUAUCUCUGCUUCUGUGAUCCGAAAGCGUUACGUGCAGAUUGUUACUAUUAUGAUUUUGAUUAUGAUAAAUGUUCUUAUUGUUUGAACAAUGGACGUUGUUAUCGAGGCGAAAAAGAUAAUUCAAAUGAUUUUCUUUGUAAGUGUUUGAAAUGUCAAUAUGGAGAAAUAUGUGAAUAUUCCACAGAAAAUUUUGCAUUUUCGUUACAAACAUUACUAUUAUCUUUUUCGAGUGAAGAAAAUGUCUCAAGAAAUAAAGGUAAAGACCUACUUGUUUAUUCUAAGAAAAUCUUAUGA
Didymodactylos carnosus is the source of this 3498-nucleotide messenger RNA. Lineage: Eukaryota; Metazoa; Rotifera; Eurotatoria; Philodinida; Philodinidae. The record is from the annotation of a GenBank genome assembly.